Molecule: messenger RNA, 516 nt
Organism: Scomber japonicus (chub mackerel)
Lineage: Eukaryota; Metazoa; Chordata; Actinopteri; Scombriformes; Scombridae
Exons: 4
Coding region: 156-359 (67 amino acids)
Biological process (GO): intrinsic apoptotic signaling pathway in response to DNA damage; regulation of gene expression
Molecular function (GO): zinc ion binding
Source: RefSeq, a predicted model, not a curated record
GACAUACCUACAGUUUAACGGUUUUCCUGUCAUUUCAGUUCACACACGCGACGCACAUAUAGAUGCACACGUAUGUUCUCGCAGAGCUUUUUUAUUUUCUCACUACGCCAGCCAGCCACACACACACACUGUACGAUAAAUAAUUAUAUACUAUCAUGGUAGGCUACUGUCCAAUCUGUGGGAAGCCUGUCUACUUUGGUGAGAAGAAGAGGUCCUUAGGGAGGGACUACCACCCUUUGUGUCUGAAGUGUCAAAAGUGCAACAGACAGCUCACACCUGGACAACAUGCUGAGUAUGACGAGAAGCCAUAUUGUUCACACUGCUACCUGAAGAUGUUCGGUCCCAGAGGUAACAGGUGACUGGUGUCACCAUGGCGCAGAGCAGAAACCAAACUGAGCAUGAAUGGACAAAAGCUGACAUGAAGAAGACGCACAGGCCCAAUUAAUAGGCCAACAAUAAGAUAAAAUAAAAUAAAGAGUAAAUAAGAAUUUUUAAAUUCAAUAUUUAUGAAUGUAA